Pteropus alecto (black flying fox) is the source of this 1948-nucleotide messenger RNA. RefSeq names its product potassium voltage-gated channel modifier subfamily G member 3 (gene KCNG3). Gene Ontology annotation, cellular component: membrane; voltage-gated potassium channel complex. The coding region runs from base 599 to 1909 and encodes 436 amino acids. Gene Ontology annotation, molecular function: delayed rectifier potassium channel activity; protein binding. The transcript has 2 exons. Lineage: Eukaryota; Metazoa; Chordata; Mammalia; Chiroptera; Pteropodidae. Gene Ontology annotation, biological process: protein homooligomerization; potassium ion transmembrane transport. The record is from RefSeq and is a predicted model, not a curated record.
GCGGCGCGCAGAGGGAGGUGAGCGGAGCGGAGCUGGGAGGCAAGGAGGCCCCGCCCCCGCCUCUCUCAGAGCCGGCUCUUGGUCGCCUCCGAACCCGCUCACUUUGCUGUCGCCUCUGGACGGCGGCGGGGCGGUUGCCAGAGCUGCAGCGGGAGGGAGCGCCGGGGACCGGGAGCCAUCCCGCAUUGGCAUCUCCACCGGUGCCCGUGCCCGUCUGGGGGGACAGCGCCCCUGCCUUAAAGGGGGCACCCCGGCCUCGGAGGGGGCAUCCCUAGGGCUCGAGGGGCAGCGGCGCUGCUAUCCUCGUUCUCGGCCAGUGGGGCGCAGAACUGGCGCGGGAGAGGACUCCCGGCCACCUGCAGGUACCGCCGCGCCGAGGGAGAGUCUCUAGGAGCGACGCUGGACUGCCGAAGAGGCUAGAAACGAGGGACCACUAGGACAGCGAAGGGCAGGAGCGGAGCCCCGAGGCACAGCGGGCCAGACAGCCUGUGGUCCCCGACGGCGCGCUCCCGGGUCAGCUAACAUCAGGUAGACCUCGCGCGGCGGCCGGGGCACGGCGGCGGCGCCCUCGGGCCUCGGGGCCUCAGGGCCGCCAGCCAUGACCUUCGGGCGCAGCGGGGCCGCCUCGGUGGUGCUGAACGUGGGCGGCGCCCGGUACUCGCUGUCCCGGGAGCUGCUGAAGGACUUCCCUUUGCGCCGCGUGAGCCGGCUGCACGGCUGCCGCUCGGAGCGCGACGUGCUCGAGGUGUGCGACGACUACGACCGCGAGCGCAACGAGUACUUCUUUGACCGGCACUCGGAGGCCUUCGGCUUCAUCCUGCUCUACGUGCGCGGCCACGGCAAGCUGCGCUUCGCGCCGAGAAUGUGCGAACUCUCCUUCUACAAUGAGAUGAUCUACUGGGGACUGGAGGGCGCACACCUUGAGUACUGCUGCCAGCGGCGCCUCGACGACCGUAUGUCCGACACCUACACCUUCUACUCCGCGGAUGAGCCCGGCGCGUUGGGCCGCGACGAGGGGCGACCCGGCGGUGCCGAGACGGCCCCCUCUAGGCGCUGGCUGGAGCGCAUGCGGCGGACCUUCGAGGAGCCCACGUCGUCGCUGGCCGCGCAAAUCCUGGCCAGCGUGUCAGUGGUGUUCGUGAUCGUGUCCAUGGUGGUGCUGUGCGCUAGCACACUGCCUGACUGGCGCGCCGCGGCAGCCGACAACCGCAGCCUGGAUGACCGGAGCAGGUACUCUGCCGGCCCUGGGAGGGAGCCCUCCGGGAUAAUUGAAGCUAUCUGCAUAGGUUGGUUCACUGCAGAGUGCAUUGUGAGGUUCAUCGUCUCCAAAAACAAGUGUGAGUUUGUCAAGAGACCCCUGAACAUCAUUGAUUUACUGGCAAUCACGCCGUAUUACAUCUCCGUGUUAAUGACAGUAUUUACAGGCGAGAACUCUCAACUCCAAAGGGCUGGAGUCACCUUGAGGGUGCUUAGAAUGAUGAGGAUUUUUUGGGUGAUUAAGCUUGCCCGUCACUUCAUUGGUCUUCAGACACUUGGUUUGACUCUCAAACGAUGUUACCGAGAGAUGGUUAUGUUACUUGUCUUCAUUUGUGUUGCCAUGGCAAUCUUUAGUGCACUUUCUCAGCUUCUUGAACAUGGUUUGGACCUGGAAACAUCCAACAAGGACUUCGCCAGCAUCCCUGCUGCCUGCUGGUGGGUGAUUAUCUCUAUGACUACAGUUGGCUAUGGAGAUAUGUAUCCUAUCACAAUGCCUGGAAGAAUUCUUGGAGGAGUUUGUGUUGUCAGUGGAAUUGUUCUGUUGGCAUUACCUAUCACUUUUAUCUACCAUAGCUUUGUGCAGUGUUAUCAUGAGCUCAAGUUUAGAUCAGCUAGAUAUAGUAGGAGCCUCUCUGCUGAGUUCCUAAAUUAAUGCACUGCAAAUCAAGUCUUGCAUACACUUUGAUUGAAA